Molecule: messenger RNA, 2111 nt
Organism: Cokeromyces recurvatus
Lineage: Eukaryota; Fungi; Mucoromycota; Mucoromycetes; Mucorales; Mucoraceae
Product: carotenoid oxygenase
Exons: 3
Biological process (GO): carotene catabolic process
Molecular function (GO): carotenoid dioxygenase activity
Source: RefSeq, a predicted model, not a curated record
UAAAUGCUUCUUCUUCUUCUUUUUUCCAUAUUUUCUUCUUUUAAAUGGGUUUUUUAUUCUUGAUAACAGUGUCGUUGUGUCUAGUUUUUUGCAUAUUUUACUAUCUUUAUAAUGACCUUUAUUCCAAAUGUAUUAAAAAGAUAGCCUUAUUGAAAGAAUUACCUAAUAAUCUACCCGAAGUUCAUGUUCCAGUCCUAUUAAAACACCAAAGUAAUCAAAUUCCAUCUUGGUUAAAUGGAGUCAUGUAUCAAAUAGGACCAGGUAGAUUUAAUAUUCAACAAAAUAAUGGAUCCACUUUCUCUAUUAGACACGUAUUUGAUGGUCUCCCCUUUAUACAUAGAUUCGAAAUAAAUGGCAAGGAACGAACAGUUAAAUAUAAUUCACGUUGCAUAGCAAAGCUGUUUGAGUCGAGAAUUCAAAAUCAUUCCUUUAAGGGUGUCCUAUUCUUUGGUCAUAUCAUAGUUGACAUGAACUUCUUUCAAUGGAUAUAUCAUUUUAUGGCUCGAGUAGUAAAUCAAAUUAGAUUCAUGCUAUUAGGAAGAGCUUGCGAUUCGCCCGAUGGUCAGGUUAUAGGUGUUACGGUUACACCAAACUUUCCUUUACCAUCAUCAAGAGAUAUCCAAAGAUCGAAAGAUGAACAUGUUCUUGUUACCAAAACAGAUGCAAAUGCCUUACAAAAGAUCCAUGCAGAAACAUUAGAGCCACAGUAUCUUUUUGAUUAUAGUACAUUUAAUAAACAUUUAUGGGGUCAACUCACAUCAGCACACCACCAACAAGAUCCAAUUACUAAAGAGGUCUUUAAUGUUAUUGUAAGAAUUGUUCCAUUUCCAUGUUUAACUGUAUUCAAGACAUCAGAGGAUGGGAAAGUGACCAUCUUGGCUGACAUAACUCAACGACAUGAUAAUGAUAAAGGAUCUGUUAGAGCUUCCUAUAUUCAUUCAUUCUGGUUAACUAAAAAUUAUAUCAUUAUCCCUGAGGCACCGUUGGCAUUUAAAGAUGGAGGUCGAAAUUUAUUGAUGACUGGAUCUGUCGUCUCUAGUAUGCAUUGGGAUAAAAAUGAUGCUUCAACUACUUAUUGUCAUAUCGUUCGUCGUGAUCAUGAAUACUCAACGGAAAAGGGUGAUGGUGGUGGUGGUGGCCUUAUAGCUUCUAUACCUAUUCCUGCCUUCUUUUGCUUUCAUGUUGGGAACGCCUUUGAGACACAAUGUCCGACGACAGGUGAUACGCUGCUUGUUUUGGACUGUGCUUCCUUUUCAAAUGGAAAUAUUAUUCAUCAACUGUAUAGGUUUGGUACAUCAUCCUCAAAUGGAAAGGAGACAUACGUCAAUGAUGGCAUUGCUCAUUCUCCAUUGGAAUAUGGUGAUCUCAUUCGAUAUAAACUAAAUAUAAACAAGGUGAAGAUGGUAUCUAGCAAGACCUUAGCAAAGAAUAUCGAUUUUCUUCGAUUCAAUCAAAGUUAUAGCAUGAAGCCUGAACAUCGAUAUAUUUACGGAUGUCGUUUGAAAGACUCGACUGAGGCAAACUGCUUAGUUAAGGUAGAUCUAAACACUUUGUCUAUAAAAGUGUAUGAUGAGGGAAGUCAGUAUACGUCAUGCUCUGAACCUAUCUUUGUGCCAAAACCUACGCAGGAUAAAGAAGAGGACGAUGGUGUUCUUCUAAGUCUUGUCAAUCAUCAUUCAUCAUCAUCACGAGGUAAUUGUUAUUUAGUGAUUAUUGAUGCCAAGGAUAUGAAGGAAAUAGCUCGUAUCAACGUUGGUGGAUUCACUGCUAUUACUUUCCAUGGUUCCUUUGUAGAUCAUGAAUUUAAAUCUGUUAAUGUUAACUGACACUUUACUAAAAACAAAAAGGGAGGAUAUAGAAGUAGUCAUAAUAAUACUAUGAAUUAGAGCUCGUUCAUAGUUAUUAUGCCAUGUAUUAUAGACAUUUUUGCUACCCCUCCUCUCUUCCCCCCCCCACCCUUCUUUCUGUAUUAAUUUAAUAACACUAAUGCUUCAACUUCUUAACCAUGUUACACUCAUAUACCAUAUAUUCAAAAGACAAUGAAUAUAAAGUAAAUAAGGAGGGAAUAGAAAAUAAAGCAUAUAUAAAAAAGGGUUUUUUUUUUUCUUUCA